Boleophthalmus pectinirostris (great blue-spotted mudskipper) is the source of this 771-nucleotide messenger RNA. RefSeq names its product ribosomal protein L13a (gene rpl13a). The transcript is spliced from 7 exons. The coding region runs from base 112 to 729 and encodes 205 amino acids. Lineage: Eukaryota; Metazoa; Chordata; Actinopteri; Gobiiformes; Gobiidae. The record is from RefSeq and is a predicted model, not a curated record. Gene Ontology annotation, cellular component: cytosolic large ribosomal subunit; ribosome. Gene Ontology annotation, molecular function: structural constituent of ribosome; mRNA binding. Gene Ontology annotation, biological process: negative regulation of translation; translation.
CACUAGGGGGCAGCAGUCCUGUCAGGAGCACCAGCACAAGGCGGUGUCGUCACUUCCGCCUGCCCGUGCCUUUUAGCACGGCAGCCCCGUGUGUCUUUCUUUUGGCUCGUCAUGGCGGACCGGUUUAAUAAGGUUCUGCUGCUUGAUGGCAGGGGCCAUCUACUCGGGCGGCUUGCUGCCAUCGUAGCUAAACAGGUCCUGCUGGGGCAGAAGGUUGUGGUUGUGAGAUGUGAGGGCAUUAACAUCUCUGGCAACUUUUACCGCAACAAACUGAAGUACCUUGCCUUCUUGCGCAAAAGGAUGAACACCAACCCCUCCCGUGGACCCUACCAUUUCAGAGCUCCCAGCCGCAUCUUCUGGAGGACUGUCAGAGGUAUGCUUCCCCACAAAACCAAGAGGGGCCAGGCUGCUCUGGACAGGCUGAAGGUGUUUGAUGGCAUCCCCCCACCCUAUGAUAAGAGAAAGCGCAUGGUGGUUCCCGCAGCCCUGAAAAUUGUGCGUCUGAAGCCUGCCCGCAAGUUUGCGCUCUUGGGCCGUCUGGCACAUGAGGUUGGCUGGAAGUACCAGGCAAUCACAGCCACUUUGGAAGAGAAGAGGAAAGAGAAGGCCAAGCUCCGCUACGCCAAAACGAAGGUGGUGACCAAGCUGACCAGGCAGGCAGAGAAAAAUGUAGAGAGCAAGAUCGCAAAAUACACAGAUGUUCUCAAACAAUACGGCGUCAUUGUCUGAGCUGGCUGCUUCUGCUCAAUAAAUACGUGUUUAUAGAAGGUC